AUGGAUUCCAUCACUCUUUAUCAACUCCACCUCUUCCAUUCCAUUGAUCGUGAUCUCUUUUCAAGGCUAGUUACUACUUUAAAACAACAAGCAUCUCAAGCCUUGUUGAUCAUGGCUUUUUUGUUUUUUCUAGAAGAUGCAAAAGAUUUCAAAAUCAUAACAAAUUUAAUUGGGCUAUCAGAUAACCUUCUUGUUGCUGUAGUAAAUGAAGUUGCUUUGUGCAUCAAUUGCCUGAAAACUAAAACUCUCACAACUCACGGCGGUAGUCUUCAUCUCUUGUCAAGAAUGAUGGACAAAGAAAUAUCCUUGAAAACAAUUUACGACAUGAAAUACACCGCGAUUAGUGGUGUAAAAGUUUUUCUAAAUGAUGUUUGUGCAUGGAUAUUUACUGACAUUUUAAUAAAAGUUUUACCAAUACCCUCUAAUCUACACCUCAACCCCCCUCUUUUUGUUCCUGGUUUUCCUCAUCCUACCUUUGGUUCACUUGAAAUUUAUCUCCUACCUUUAAAUUCUAUAAUUCCUAUCAAUGGUUUAUUGGGUUCUAAUAAAAACAUCGAAGCUCCUAUCGAUGAUAGAACCCUCUUCCUCACAUUUUCACAAGGUUUUCCAGUUUCCGAAGGGGAAGUAAGGCAAUUUUUCACAAAAAUGUGUGGAAAUUGUAUAGAGAGCUUUCAGAUGGAAAUAAUCUUUAAAAAUUCAUCAAAAGUACAAUCUUUGUAUGCUCGAUUGGGGCUACGCUCUGUUGCCUACAUGGAUAAAAUUAUGGGUGGAAAACACGUUGCUAAGUUUCGUUCCAAAGGUAAACACAUUUGGGCUAGAAAGUAUGAGCGACGAGAUCCCUGA
Molecule: messenger RNA, 843 nt
Organism: Chenopodium quinoa (quinoa)
Lineage: Eukaryota; Viridiplantae; Streptophyta; Magnoliopsida; Caryophyllales; Amaranthaceae
Exons: 1
Coding region: 1-843 (280 amino acids)
Source: RefSeq, a predicted model, not a curated record